Anopheles nili is the source of this 7371-nucleotide messenger RNA. It is a transcript of the gene Jarid2, whose product is annotated as serine/arginine repetitive matrix protein 2. The record is from RefSeq and is a predicted model, not a curated record. The coding region runs from base 1 to 7371 and encodes 2456 amino acids. Gene Ontology annotation, cellular component: nucleus. Gene Ontology annotation, molecular function: DNA binding; histone demethylase activity. Gene Ontology annotation, biological process: chromatin remodeling. NCBI's taxonomy places the organism in Eukaryota, Metazoa, Arthropoda, Insecta, Diptera, Culicidae. The transcript has 4 exons.
AUGGUCGUUUCUAAGGAAGGUAAGCGUCGGCGUAAAGUGACGGCCAUAUCACAAGCCGGUGGUACCAACAAUUCACCCGCUGGUCCAAAUGGCCCCGCUUCGAAUGCUGCUGCUGAACGUGAUCUUUCUCCACCGGAAAUUCCCAAGCGGCCAAAGGUACACGCGCAACGUAAAUUCGCUCAAGGCCAAGGAACAGCUUCGUCGUCGUAUCUGAGCUAUUCUUCUGCUCCACCAACUCCGGCAAAAGAUGGCCAGACGCGAACACUUAACGUGGGAGCCGGUAACGGUGGUACGACGCCAGCGGUAACGGGAAGUGGUGCAACAUCAGAAUCGACCGCACAAGUAGCGGAACUGUUGCCAAACAUGCGACCAAACACGGACGAUUUUCUUACAUUUCUUUGCUUUCGUGGUACACCGGUGUUGCCACCAGCGUUGGACUUUUUCAACAAAUCAUCUCCUAACGCAGCCAACGCAACUGGUCAUAGCAGUCGAACUACCAGCCAACCAGUAAGACCAGGUAGCUCUAGCAUAAACAUGCCAACAACACCCGCAACUGUUGUCGCACCCGCAAACGAAAUACUCGCGCAAGCUUCCUCCAGUCCGAUCGCCUUGAAACGGGCGGAAGAAAAUAAUUCCUGCGAACAAAACAGUUCGCCGCAAAUAGUGUCAUCGGAAAAGUCCGUCUCGACGACGGUAAUUCCUCCCACGACAACCUACAUCCCUUUUGGGGUGCGCAAGCGUGCCGAGCAACAUCCGGCCCCGGCUGAUGCGCGUUCAGAUCGUAAACGAUCGCAGGAUAAAAUGCAAGCUCUUCGAAAAAAGUAUCACGAUCAACGUGUAGCUAAACUCAAGGGAACCGCGCUCGGUCAAAAACAAAACACACGAAGUAACAUUGCAGUCAACACACGGGCGUCGAUUGGUCCUGCAAAACCGUCUCAGGAUGAUGAUUCCGAUAACGAGACGACGGAUGAAGAAGACACACCAAAGGAAGCAUUUAAAGAAGAUGUGGAUGAUACGGACGACGACCUCCUACAAGAGGAGCAUAGUGAAGAUGAGAAGCAAACAGGGAGAUCUAUGCGAAAAGAAACGAAAGAAGAAAUGAAUGCUGGCAAAAGGAAAAGUGGUCUCCGAAGUAAUACAGCGUCACAUACUUCCGGUAGUCCGUUGACCGAAAGUGGUAAAAUGCUAUCAUCGAAAAAUACGCGUGGUGCAAGACGUGAUUCGCAGGCUGUUCUUCAUCAAAAGGAAACACGCAAGUUAUCUCCGGCAAAUAAAGUGAAAUGCGCCCCAUCAAUAUCUGAAACCCGAGCUGUCGCUGGUAGCGUAAAGAAAUUGGUCAAAGAUUCUUUGAAAAAUGUUAUCGCACAAAACGCAGCUGGUCCAAUUUCCGACUCAGAUGGUAAAGAAAAAAGAACGACUCGUUUGUCCGCUUUGCGUAAUCCUCAGAUGGAUAUCAACGAACAGGAGCAAAAUAAAUCAUCUGGUUCUGUUUGGACACGGAACGCUAAGGAAAGGCAAAAGUCACAACCGUCACCGGCACAGGACAAGGUAGUUUUUUCAUCUGAUGACGACGAACCACUUUCUCGAGCUACUCGAUCGGAAAAGCGUUUGUCAGCCACGACAGAACCGGCUGGUUCUAAAACAACACGCUCCGGUCGGGGACGCAAAUCGGAACCGGCCACACUAGAGAAGGAAUCUAGCGAAACUCCUGACAAGAAGGUUCGUCGUUCGGAAUCAGUCGUCAGUCGUCGCUCGGAUAUAAGCUCGAGAAAAUCCGAGCUGCGUGAGGUAGCUACCGUUCCGGUGCAGGGAGUAAAAACUGUGCCAGGCCAGCGGGGCAGAAAAAGAAAAGACGCAACCAUACAAUCCACUGGAAGUGUCGACAAACAGAAAGGCAACGAAUUUAGCAACGACAAGCAGGAUGCUCGCUCGCCGGAACCAACGGAAUCGAUUGGAGAGCGUAAACAGCUUGGACCUGGUAGGAAAAAGCGAGAGACACCUGUUCUUGAUACCACCAGGGAUGGAACAUCCACGCCGGAGGUUGAGGAAAAGAAACUAAAGACAGCCUCUUCGACGCCGGUAGAAUCGAUCAGUACCACGCGUCCUUCGCGCAAGACAAAAGAAGCGGCAACACUGUACAUGGAGCUCAUUGGAAGGAAACUCAAUCACGAUGACAAAUCGGAUGAUGACGCAUCCUCGUUGGACAGCUUAGAACUGCCCAACGUUCGCAGAAUGGAAAAGAUGGAAAACGAGCUAAAGGCAAAUGCCGGCAAAAAGGAUGCAAAAGCUCAAGCAAACCAACAAAGCAGCUCGAUGGCUACGAAAAUUGCAAAGGGUAAAACGAAAAAGACAUCCAACGCAAAAGAACGCUCUCCUGCUCAAGAAGAACCGAAAGAAAAAGAAACGGAACGAGUUUUAGAGAAGAGCUUUAGUGACUCGGAUGAGGAACCACUGGCGAGUAAAUUUCAGCGCAAAAAGCAGCAAGUCCGUAGGCAAUUGGCAAAAGCUAAAGAAGAGGAGCUUAAGAUAGGCGUUGGUCGUAAAAAAGCAAAGAAAGGUAACGUGGUCGGUGGGAAAUUGAACGAACAGCAAACGCCCGAAAAAGCAAAUGAAAAUAACAAGCAAGACAAUUUGAUCAAUCAGCAACAGAAAUCCACGUCACCAAAGGCACCAAAACGCGGAACAACAGUUGCCAACGCGAGUUCCUCGCCAGUUGGGAAGCAAAACGGUACAGCCUCCUCAUUUGGAGCCCCAAAGGUGAACGCAAAAGCGAGUAUCAUAAGUACGCAAGAAACACGUAUGCAAUCACCGGAAUUUCCGAAAAGUCCAGCCACCUCCGAUGGGCAGAAUCUCUCCCGGUUAAACAAAUCGCUCGACAAUACGCUGCUCUCCAGCGUAUCGGUUGAACCGGCCGAAAGUCCAAUUAAGGUGCCACAAAUGCUUAACAUACCGACGGUUGUAACGAGUCAAACAACGUCUUUUAUGCCAGUAUCACCAACGGCAGUGCCUGCGCAGGCACCAUUUACCCGUACCAUUAAACCGUCACUCGGUGCUGCAUCCGGUACGGCAGCAAACAACACCACCGGAGACGGAUUUCAACUGGAGAAAACGCCAACGGUUCUACCACCCGUGGACAACGCUCCAUUCAAUCGCACUGGGACUACUGCGAAAGGAGACUUGUCGUCACCGGUCAAUGAUUCCGAGGUGUUAAAGGGAUUCGACAAGACUUUGACAACAGAACCGGCAACAACAGGCAAACUAUCCACACAUUCGCUAUUGGGUAACCUGUUGCCGAGCAAGGAAGAGUCGGAGAAAAUUUUUGGCAUAGCGAGCGUCAGCCUUGCGCAAAGUUCCGGACCAUUGGACACAAAGUGUACGCUCGGGAAGUGUGGCUCCGUGCACAAACCACCGCUCGGGCCGCCCGUCUUGACGGAAUCGCUGCUCGGCGGCAAUCUUUCGCCGCGGGAUCGUCGUAAGGCGAAAGUCAACAUGACUCACGAGCAGAUUCAAAAGUGGAUCUACGAAUCCUCCUGGUCACCCAUUGAAGACGAUCUCAAGGAUGACAAUUUAGAUAUUGCUAUCCUCGAACCGAGUCCAGGUACCUCGAGUGCGCAAACUCCACCGCCGUCGGUAACUGGACCAGUACAAGCGACCUCCGGUCCUUCCGCGUGGGAACGGCUGAAUGCGCAAACCGAUACAGGUUUAUCCAACGACAUUAUCGAUCUUGUGUCUCCGUCGGUGGGAGUGAUCGCUUCGUCCACACCGCUUUCCACAUCUGUCGCUGGAAAGGCACGUGGCUCAAAGGAGGAUGUCGAACGAUUGUUGGCUGUCUCUGGUACACAGGCGCAUAAAUCCACUCUAUCGGUGACCAAAGUGACACCGCAAUCGGAGCUUAAAGAUUUUGUGCCGGUGGACAAUAGCACCAAGCCAACAAGUUUCGCUGUAAAGGACACUGCCGUAAUACCACCGACCAAGGCUGCACCCAGCGGUCAAACAAAGGAAGUCACAUCCACCUCCAUUUCAGUCGCAUCCGGAAAGCAACGUGAAACGUCUGCAAAAGAAUCGGGGCGGAAGGCAAAAGCAGAAACAUCGGGUACGAGCACGCCAGUUUCGCGCUCUGCUGCCGAGACACCGACGAAAGGCGACCGGAAGCCAAUCUACCGGACAGCGACGGGACGUACGCCUGUCUACAAACAGGAACCGUUGGCCAACAGGCAGUCACCCUCAACUCAGAGCGCUCAAGUACAGCACUUGCCUACGACACCGCCUUCCGUGAAACAAACCGUCGCUCAGGGAUCGUCUCAGAGCAACAAGUUCGGUGCAUUUUCACCGGUCAACGAGCCGAGUGUGUAUUCUUUCGACAAGGAGGAAGAUUUCAUGCCUGUAGCUACACCCUUUCGCAGGCAACACGGUACAGCAGUUGGAGGAAGGCGUGAGUCUUGCAAUUCGAGCACACGUGACGAGAUAGGUGGUACCAAGCGGCCUGAUACGGCAAGUCCGAUGGUUGACGAAAAGUCGCCCCCAUUCCCGAAACCACCCGUAGUACCCAAGGGCGGAGCAGCCGGUUCGGUCGCCCUUAAUCCAGAUGUGAAAGUCAAACCAACCGAGGUGGCAGUCCUUCUGCGAGACGCCGAUAAAAGUGGAGAUAAGAAGAAGCGUUUUGGGACCGUAGAAGAUGUAAAGGGGGAACCGAGCAGCACCGUUAGCGAUGGGGAUGUGGACGGAGUGGCAGGUGGCCAAACGUUUUACAUUCCGCUGCAGGGCCCAUCGGCGGGUACGAGUGGCGGUGGUGCCGGAAGUUCCACAAACAAGUCCUCUAACCAACUCAUCCAAGGUGUAGCCGUUAAACUUGGCACCGAAGGUCCGGAUGGACCAAACCAGCGCGUCAUUAUGCACGCAAAGCUAGUGACAAAGGCCGAGAUGGGUUCGAAUCCGGCCACGCUGCCAGAGUCGAUGAACGUGCAGGAGUUAGUCAAGAGUCUGACGACACAGGGCGGAGCGACAGCAAGUGGUCUGAGCAAAGAAGCUCUUUCAAAGCUGCCGUCAGGUGCGAUACAACCAACAAAAGGCAGAUCGACCACGGAACAGACGCCGUCGACAGAUGCACGUACACCGACACUCGAAGAUCGCGCGAGUGCGGAACCAACAUCACGAGGGUUGUCUCGGAUAGCUUCCAACUCGUCGCUUUCGUCACAACGCUCAAAACCACCCGGUAAGAGCGCAAACGCAAAGGGUACGGGACGGAACAGUAGCGAGACGUUUCCACCGCCCAAACCAGACAACAACACCGUAUUUCCGCGCCGAGAUGAUCCGGCCCAGAUGGUGGAGGCACCGGUUUUUAAGCCCACCGAGAAAGAGUUUCAGGAUCCGAUAGAGUACAUCGAGCGGAUCGCGCCAGUCGCGUCGCGGUUUGGAAUCUGUCGCAUCAUCCCACCGGCUAGCUUUAAGCCGGAGUGCCGGAUCGCGGAUGAUAUGCGCUUCAUGGCGUACAAUCAGUACGUGCACAAGAUGUUGCAUCGAUGGGGUCCGAGUGCAAAAGAGUACGCCGCCAUCAAGAAGUAUCUGGCGACGCAAAGCAUCAACCUACAGUCGCCGCCCGUGAUUGGCGGGAUGGAAGUGGACUUGCCGCGACUUUACCACACUGUGCAGGAGCUCGGCGGUUUGAAGGAGGUAAUCGAGAAGAAAAAGUGGGCACGCGUGUCAGAGGACAUGUGCAUCCCUAAGGCGGCUCACGAUCGUGUCUCGAAGCUGGACGAUAUUUACUGCAAAUAUCUGUUGCCAUAUGACACGCUGUCGCCUGCAGAACGCCAGAAGCUGUUCGACGAGGUCGAAGCUGACUGGGCUAAGCGGGAAGCGAAAGCCCGCCGGAACGCGGACAAGGGCGUUGGGUCGGAGAUUCGCAACAGCGGCGACUCGGAUGAGGACGAAUCGAACGAUGAAGAUGAUGAGGAAGAGGACGAAGACGAGUGCACGAUGGAGUGCAUCGUGAAAGGGCGCAGUAUGCCGUUGAACCAGUUUUUUCGCAUCGCCCGUAACACCAUGUCACUGUGGUUCCGGAAUAGUGAACCGGCCGUCGCGGAGAUCGAGGCUGAAUAUUGGCGCCAUGUGGCCGUACGAGAUAGCCACGUGUGUGUGCACUCCGGUUCCAUUGAUUCGAGUGCGUUCGGUUACGGCUUCCCAAACCCCAAAGUAAAGGGAUCAUCCUGCGCGAAACAUCCUUGGAAUCUGAAGGUGCUCACGAAUAAUAGUGGCUCGAUUUUGCGCUCGCUCGGUCCGGUCAUGGGCAUCACGAUACCGACGCUGCACGUGGGCAUGCUGUUUAGUGCCUGCUGCUGGUAUAGGGAUCCGCACGGUCUGCCGUGGAUCGAGUAUUUGCACACAGGUGCGAACAAAAUCUGGUACGGCGUGCCGGACGAUCAGAAUGCCAACUUCCGGGCGGCUCUGACCGUGCUCGUACCGACACACUGUCAAAACAAGACGAUCUGGCUUCCCUGCGAUACGGCAAUGGUGCCGCCUCACAUGCUGACGGACCGGAGCGUAUCGUUGUGCCGGACUGAGCAGCAACCGGGACAGUUUGUGGUGGUGUUUCCACGCGCGUACACAUCGAGCUUGUGUACCGGGUACGCGGUGUCCGAGAGCGUUUACUUUGCGACCAACAGCUGGCUUGACACGGCCAAAGAGGACUUCCGGGACAUACAGGAGAGCUGUGAACCGACGAUGUUCUCCGUGGAGCAGCUGCUGUUUGCGAUCGCAAAUGAUCAGCGUAGCAAUCACGAUACGCUCGUCCAAGCGUACCCAAUGAUUGUGGAUAUUUAUGAGAAAGAAAAGCUUCACCGCCAGACACUGAAGCAACAAGGCGUGACCAAAUCGGAACGUAUCGAAUCGAAGAAAAAGAGCGUCUCGCUGGAUGAGUUUGAGUGCGAACGGUGCCGUGCAAAUUUGUAUCUAUCGCUGGUGAAAGCAAAGGUACACCGAUCCGACGACGAUGGCGAUGAGAACGACGGCGAGGACGAUUCGUCGGUAGACGAGGAUGAUCGCAUCUACUGCCUGAAACACGCCGUCAAGCAUCUAGCGGACGGUGGCCUUCAGACGAACAACUGCCGGCUGGCAUUCACCUACUCACUGGAGGACAUUGAGGACCUUCUGAAGAAGCUGCAGGAUCGGAUCGCUAACAAAAAGUCAUCCAAAUCAAGCGUCUGCAGCAGCGGCGGAGGCGGUGGUGGAGGUGGUGGAGGCGGUGGUGGUGGUGGUGGAGGAAGCGGCCGCGGAAAAUCGUCCCUGCACCUAGCAUCCACUUCGUCCCAGUCAUCAUCGUCCUAUCAGGCUCCGAUUCAUGGCAAAUAUGCCGGAAUGGCGACUAUGCUGAAGUAG